AAUUUUUAUAUAUGAUUUUUUUUUACAUAAAUAAGCUUCAUUUUCCUUUUACUUGGUCGCUUAAAACAUUUGAAAUAUCACUUUUUUUAGUCCACCUUUCCAACUUAUCCUAAUAAAAAUCACACAUCAUAAAAUAAAAUUUUCCAUAUAAACUAUGCCAUCACAUUACGUUUAUGUUCCAUUUCUAGUCUUAUGUGCGCCACUCAUUAUUAGCGUUUUAGGAACUUUUACAUUGUUCGCGAUAUUAACUUCUUCCUUGGCCUUAUUUGUUAUAUCGAUCCGUCUAGGAUUUCUGGCCGUGGAAUUUUCUGGUGGUGUCGUAUUUGACUUUAUAAAAUGGGGUAUAAAUAAAUUAUCACUUGAAAGAGGUCCUCAAAAGAAUACAAAGAUUACUAUUAAAGACACCAUUCAUAAUAAACAAAGGAAACAUAUUCUAAAAUCAACAAAAACAACGAUUUAUAAUUCUAACGGAUCUGGAAAUAAUUAUGUUAGUAAUGACGAUUAUUUUAUGAUGUCCAUGAUUAAUAACAAGAGACCAAAUGGAAGGAGGGCUAGAAGUGAUUAUAUAUAAGAAAAAAAAAAAAAGAG
Molecule: messenger RNA, 588 nt
Organism: Rhizophagus irregularis DAOM 181602=DAOM 197198
Lineage: Eukaryota; Fungi; Glomeromycota; Glomeromycetes; Glomerales; Glomeraceae
Source: RefSeq, a predicted model, not a curated record